This is a messenger RNA of Prunus avium (sweet cherry), 1745 nucleotides long. Its product is annotated as mannose-6-phosphate isomerase 1. Gene Ontology annotation, biological process: GDP-mannose biosynthetic process; carbohydrate metabolic process. The record is from RefSeq and is a predicted model, not a curated record. NCBI's taxonomy places the organism in Eukaryota, Viridiplantae, Streptophyta, Magnoliopsida, Rosales, Rosaceae. Gene Ontology annotation, molecular function: zinc ion binding; mannose-6-phosphate isomerase activity. Gene Ontology annotation, cellular component: cytosol.
ACUUAAAACACAAUCAUCAUAAUACCCAAACAGCCCCCGUACGCGGACUUUUACCAAACCAAACAGCAGAUAUUGAAAUAUCAGAUAUUCAGAUCUAACCCGGAUCCGACUGCAUAGACCCAAACGGACCGACGCUGACAGUUUUGACUAUCGAUUAUCGUAAGCGCUACCCUCCACAUUUCACAACCGACACAGCCCCACAUUUCCCUCCAUACCUUUCUUUCGAUCUUCCUUCCUCCUGCAAUUUGGCCCAAUUGGAGCUGCUUCGUAUAUAGGCCCGAAAUGAGAACAUGGAGCCCUGGGACAAGAACAUGAAGAAGAAGAGGAAGCGGAGCCGGAGGCCCGUCAGGCUCAGAUGCUCCGUCAAGAAUUACGAUUGGGGCAUUGUCGGUCGCCAUUCCAAGGUCGCCAGGCUUUUCGCGCUCAAUUCCGGGUCGGAUAUCGACCCCGCCAAGCCCUACGCCGAGUUCUGGAUCGGGACGCAUGAAUCCGGGCCGUCGUAUGUCGAUUCCGGGUCGGAGCCCGUGAGCCUGAAGGCCUGGAUCGCUCGGGAUCCCAGUGUGCUUGGGGACAAGGUUGUUCACAAGUGGGGUGCUGAUCUUCCCUUCUUGUGCAAGGUACUUUCGGUUGGGAAGGCUUUAUCAAUACAGGCUCAUCCGGAUAAAGAACUAGCUAGGGUGCUGCACAAGUUACACCCAAAUGUUUACAGAGAUGACAAUCACAAGCCUGAAAUGGCAUUGGCAUUGACAGAGUUUGAGGCUCUUUGCGGGUUUAUUAGUGUCAAGGAGCUAAAAGACAUGCUUAGCAGUGUUCCUGAGAUUGCAGAGUUGGUUGGGGUUGGAGAUGCAGAGAGAAUUCUACUUGUUAAUGAGCAGCAUGAGAAUGGGAAAUCAAAAACGGAUUUAGAGUCCAUCUUCAGUCGAGUUAUGUUACUAAGUAAAGAUACAAUUUCUGAGAUGAUAUCUAAACUGAAAAGGCGUCUUAAUCUAGAGAAAAAGAAAAGGCAAUUGACGGUUAAAGAACAACUGGCACUCAGAUUGGAGAGUCAAUAUCCAGCUGAUGUGGGUGCAAUAGCAGCAUUUUUUCUUAACUAUGUGAAGCUGAACCGUGGUGAAGCAAUAAGUCUUGGGCCAAAUGAGCCCCAUGCAUAUAUUUCUGGUGAAUGCAUUGAGUGUAUGGCAACUUCUGACAAUGUUGUUCGUGCCGGCCUUACCUCAAAACCACUGGAUGUCCAAACGCUUCUUUCUAUGCUUAAAUACAGACAGGGUUCUCCUGAGAUUUUGCAAGGGGUUUCUUUGAAUCCAUACACAACAAGGUAUCUCCCACCUUUCGAAGAAUUUGAAGUUGAUUGCUGUAAUCUUCCUCAGUCCGCAGCGGUAAUUUUUCCCUCAGUCCUAGGACCAUCCCUUUUCCUAUUCACUGCUGGGAAAGGACAUUUUGAUGCAGGUCUGACCGAGGAUGAUAUGGUGAAGGAGGGGGAUGAUAUAGUUGAAGAGGGUGAGGUUUUCUUUGUGCCUGCCAACACGAAGAUUAGCAUUACUGCCAAAUCAACAGAACUGCAACUGUAUAGGGUGGGGGUGAACAGCAAAAUUUAUAGGGAUUUGUAGUCUGCAAUUACGUCGAAUUCUUACAUUUCUUCUUUGGAUGAAGAAAAAAUGCGGACCAGGAUUUUAUACAAUCACAUCUUUAUGUAAUAUUUGCUCCUUUAUUCUUUUAAUUUAUUUAUUUAUCCUUUUCAAUUCAUA